AUGGCUCACGCUGAUGCUGUCGCCUAUAAUGUUGCUACGUUCAUUGCAACGCUCUUUGUCCUUGAGCUUGGUGCAGAUAAAUUUAUCGAUCAUACCGUCAUCAUCGCUGGCCGAACCAGAAUUCCGGAAACUAUAAUCGGGCUCCUUACUGCAGGAGGAGAAUGGGAAGAGCUUGCAGUCGUUAUUGCAUCCCUCGUAGGCGAUCGCGCGUCUUUGGCGAUUGGAAACGUAGUUGGCUCUGUGAUAUCCAAUAUUCUAGGCGCAUUUUCCCUAGGACUUUUAUUCCACAGAAAGGAUACACCACUCCAGUUUGACAGAAGCGCUCGCGUUUAUUCCUUGACGCUGCUCAUCCUUACGACAUUUGUUACGCCUGUCAUAUACUUUCGAGGAGAACAGAUAUGGCGGAUAGCUGGUGUGAUCCUGAUGAUAUUCUUUGGUAUUUAUCUUAUUGCUGUUGGGCGGGCGAUCGGUAAAGGGGAUCUGACUGCUCCGGAACACUGCGACUCUUCCUCCGAUUCCGAUGGCUGCAGCGACGGAUCGAGCGAUUAUGGUGAUGGAGCAAGAGACAGCGUUAAUGAAUUAUAA
Pestalotiopsis fici W106-1 is the source of this 585-nucleotide messenger RNA. RefSeq lists its product as uncharacterized. NCBI's taxonomy places the organism in Eukaryota, Fungi, Ascomycota, Sordariomycetes, Amphisphaeriales, Sporocadaceae. The coding region runs from base 1 to 585 and encodes 194 amino acids. The record is from RefSeq and is a predicted model, not a curated record. Gene Ontology annotation, molecular function: calcium channel activity; calcium, potassium:sodium antiporter activity. Gene Ontology annotation, cellular component: membrane. The transcript has 2 exons. Gene Ontology annotation, biological process: intracellular calcium ion homeostasis; calcium ion transmembrane transport.